UUUUAUUACAGCGUUAGAUUAUGACAUUUUAAGAUGGAUUUUCAAACUUCCCAAUGCUAAGGUCCCCCAUAAAUAAACUGUUUCGUAUGCUUGCGCUGAUUGUAACACUUGUAGCUAGCUAGUUAAACAGUAUAUAAAUUUUUUUUUGAAGGACUACCGUAGUUUUGCUAACGUUCUCUUGCCUGCUUGCUAGCUACCAUCUAACUACUGCCAUUCCAGUGCAUUCGAUGUCAUGGUGACUGGGAAAGAUUGUCUAAGUGGCUGGACCAACGGUUUUGGAGAAAAGAUGGAGGACUCUGUGAAGACUGAAAGUGUUGCCAACGGUGGAGGGCCUGUGUAUGCGGAGAGCGAGCCAGCCGACACACUCCGCUCGACAGACCUUUCUGAAAUGCUGGCUGCUGGGACCAAGGAGGUUCAUGAGAAGGCGGAGAACACCCAAUUUGUCAAGGACUUCCUUAAGGGGCGCAUCCGAAAGGAGCUCUUCAAGCUUGGCCACGUGGCCCUCUACUACACCUAUCAGGCCAUUGAGGAGGAGACUGAGAGGAACAAGGACCACCCGGAUUUCUCCCCACUCUAUUUCCCAGAGCUGAAUCGCUGCGACGCCCUGGCCCGCGACCUGGAAUACUUCUAUGGCGAAGACUGGAUGGAGCGGGUCAGCUGCUCUCCGGCUGCGCAGCGCUAUGUGGAGCGCAUACACAAGGUGGGCAAGGAUGAGCCAAUCCUGCUGGUGGCCCAUGCCUACACUCGCUACAUGGGCGACCUGUCUGGGGGCCAAGUGCUGAAGAAGGUAGCCCAGCGGGCGCUGAAGUUGCCAGCGACGGGCGAGGGAGUUAACUUUUACCAAUUUGACGGCAUCCACAGCGCCAAAGCGUUCAAGCAGCUGUACAGGAGCCGGAUGAAUGAGCUCGACCUGAACAUGGCCACCAAGGAGAGGCUGGUGGCCGAGGCGGUGCUGGCCUUCCAGUUCAACAUGGAGGUGUUUGAUGAGCUUGAGGAGAUGGGCAAGGAUAUCAAGGAUGAGAUCAUGGAUGCGGGCAUGCCUAUACACGAGGCUCAUGGGACCGGUGGAGACAUCAACAAAUGCCCCUACUAUGCUGCUCAAAUGGUGGCCAGCGGGGGCUCUGCAUACGUCAGUCAGCUGGCCAUGGCGGCCCUCAGACACCCCACCGGACAGGUACUGUUUGCGGCCUUGGUCGCUGCCCUGGCAGGAUUUGCUGCGUGGUACUUCAUGUGAUCCCAUCCCCGGCCAAUCCUCGGCUGUCCUAUGGGGAAGACUGAAGAAUGACACGGGGGGAGGACAGGAAGACGAGUCAGAAGAAUGGUGUUAGGAAUGUCGGAAUGAGAACCCAUCCAUAGGCCACUGUAACCUCUCCUUUUCUGUCUCUACUACCUCCCUCUCUCUCCGUCCAGUACUUUACCAGUGUUUGUAGCGCCAAGUGUCACGGUUUUAUAGUUGGUCAUCAUAGGAACAUAGACACGCAGCAAGUUUGAGGGGUUAUGACAUCCCUCUAAUCCUUUUAAAUAAUUGUAUUUUUAGUUGACAUGGUUGCAGUCAAUCUUAACUGACUAAAUUGUUGUUUGAUUUGUGGUUAGCUUUGUACUAAACCUGUUUUCUUCUCCCACUGGGCCAAACAAGGAUGUGUGGAUUUGGAACCUUUUAAGGUCACUUUGGGGACGUCUGUAUUCUGCUGUCCUUUGGGUUCCACAGCAAUCAGACCUUCAAAUCUAAAUGUAAUCUUGAAACUAUUAGAGCCAUGAGUCCCAGUGCAUGAAAUGGACCAAAAUAGAUUGUGGUUACAUUUACAUGCCACCACUGAAAACUGGUACAUUUAAGGCUUUGGCACUGUGUACUAGCCAGCACUGGGUCAACUCAAACACUGUCAAGCUUGAUACUAAACCAACAAGUUGUGUGCAUGUGUCAUGCAUACCUGGCUAAGUGGUAUUUGGAUUUCCAAGGUCAGCAGACUACUGUGUCUGUAAUGUACUGUUCAAACAUUCUGUUAGAGUAUAACUGACAGAGAGCACACUUAUUUAUAUAUAUACAUAUAUAGGUUAUGAAUAUAUGAUGAUUGUCACAUUAUGUAUUUUCUUCUCUCGGCCUUGAAAUUAGCUCAGGUGUGAAAUUCUGAACUUGUAGAAAAGAACCCACAGACUAGUGUAGUUUCCAAUAGUAAUGUUAGCAGACUGAUUUAGUAUAUCAGCACCUAGAGAUCUGGCUUGUUAGCCCAAUUCCAAAAAGAUAGCUGUAAAAGCUGGAUUCAAUACUGUAGUUAAAGAUCGGUCCUCAUCAACUCUUACUAGAGCUGCUUUCCUUGGAUUGUUUCAUUUUAAUAUUGAAAAUUGCUUUCCUGCAUUUCAUCUCUUUGCAUUGUAUUGUUUGAACUUGAAGAUGGAAAUUAGAGGUCAAAUGCUGAAAACCAAAGGAGAAGUUGAAUAUAAUUUCUGACAUAAUUUCAGUUGAGUAUUUAAACAGAUUCUAUGCUGUGAGUAUUCAGGUCUGUGAUUCUCUCACUGUCCGUCUCUGGUAUAUUCAGUAGUGAUAGAAUCUGUUGCAAAUGUUAGUUGACUUGUGUGCAAUAGCCCUCCAUCUAAGUGUUCAGGCUUAUUUCAGGUUGUUCAUUAGUUAUUUUUGUUUAACUUUUUGCCCUGAUGAACUUAACCCAGGCAUACACAUGGUGGUCCAGAGCCAUACGACACUGUCUUGUACGUGUUAGGUCUCAGGUUUUCAACGGUUUAUUUCAAUGCAGCUACAGUAUAUAUACAAAAACAAUGCAAGAUGUAAUACAUUUGCUCAAUGUAAGCGUUCUGUUCUCUCUCAGUUGACUGUGUUAUGCCAUAAUCAAAUAUGAUUAGAAUGUUUGCAGGACAUGUUGUAGUAUUUUUAACAUUUUGAAAGGUCAUUGGGUUGUGUUCAUUAUGCACAUAA
Esox lucius (northern pike) is the source of this 2926-nucleotide messenger RNA. It is a transcript of the gene hmox2b, whose product is annotated as heme oxygenase 2b. The record is from RefSeq and is a predicted model, not a curated record. The coding region runs from base 233 to 1234 and encodes 333 amino acids. The transcript has 7 exons. Gene Ontology annotation, molecular function: heme binding; heme oxygenase (decyclizing) activity. Gene Ontology annotation, biological process: heme catabolic process; response to oxidative stress; heme oxidation. NCBI's taxonomy places the organism in Eukaryota, Metazoa, Chordata, Actinopteri, Esociformes, Esocidae.